UGUACAUGUAACCGAAGCCUCCGGCCUCCCGAUAUAAAUUCUCGUCGUUUUCAUCCAUUGCCCCUCUUUCACAGUUUCCUCUUUCAAUCCCCGCAGACGAUUUACUCCUAUAAAUACACAUUUACAUACACAAAUAAAUCUCCAUACCAAUCGCUAGAAGCUUCUUCUCACCGUUGAUCCAGGUUGGAGGAGCGCGCAGCUGAGCGUGCGCCGUCUGAGCGCGCAUCUAAAGAGGAUUGCUGAAUUCGUUUCUAGUUCCCUCUUGGCUCGAGAUCCGAGCCAAACACGGAGUGUUUUCUAGCUAUUUGGAGCUUUCCCGAUAGGUUUUGUCAGUGAGCGACUGCGAAUGGCGUCAGGUGAGGGAUUUCUGACGGAGGAACAGCGAGAGAUUAUGAAAAUCGCGACUCAGAAUGCGGAGGUCCUUUCCUCUUCGCCGAAGUCUUCAUCUGGAUUGCUGUCUGAACAUCACGUGAAAGCUCCUGUUGGCGGUAAGGCGUCAACUGCUGGGAUUGCGGUCAGACACGUAAGGCGCUCGCACUCAGGGAAAUAUAUAAAAGUUAAGAAAGAUGGAGGUGGUGGUAAAGGCACCUGGGGGAAGCUACUUGACACUGGUGGGGAGGCUCACAUUGAUAGAAAUGAUCCCAACUACGAUAGUGGAGAGGAACCGUAUGAGCUUGUUGGAUCUGCUGUUUCUGAUCCAUUGGAUGAGUACAAGAAAUCAGUGGUGUCUCUUGUUGAGGAAUACUUUAGCACCGGUGAUGUGGAUGUUGCAGCAUCUGAUCUGAGGGAACUCGGUUCGGUUGAAUACCACCCCUACUUCAUCAAGCGUCUUGUCUCCAUGGCAAUGGAUAGGCAUGACAAGGAAAAAGAGAUGGCUUCUGUCUUGCUCUCGGCCCUUUAUGCUGAUGUCAUCAGCUCGGCCCAGAUAAGCCGAGGAUUCUUUAUGCUUCUCGAGUCUACCGAUGACCUGGCAGUGGACAUACUAGAUGCUGUUGAUAUCCUCGCUCUGUUCAUAGCUAGGGCCGUAGUGGAUGACAUCCUCCCUCCAGCUUUCAUUGCAAGGGCAAGGAAAAUGCUUCCGGAAGCCUCCAAGGGAUAUCAAGUCUUGCAAACGGCUGAGAAGAGCUAUCUCUUGGCGCCCCACCAUGCCGAACUUGUGGAGAGGCGGUGGGGAGGCAGUACUCAUCUCACCGUUGAGGAGGUGAAGAAAAAGAUUGCUGAGCUUUUACGUGAAUACAUUGAGAGCGGAGACACCAAUGAGGCUUGCAGAUGCAUUCGGGAACUAGGAGUUUCGUUCUUCCACCAUGAGGUUGUGAAGAGAGCUUUAGUCUUGGCCAUGGAGAUCCGCACCGCGGAGGUCAUCAUCAUGAAACUUCUCAAGGAGGCUGCAGAAGAAGGCUUGAUAAGUUCAAGCCAAAUGCUGAAGGGUUUCUCACGUUUAUCCGAAUGUCUAGACGAUCUCGCCCUAGAUAUACCUUCUGCGAAAACACUGUUUCAGUCCAUUGUCCACCAGGCAAUCUCUGAAGCAUGGCUUGAUUCCUCUUUCCUCAAAUCUUUGUCAAAUGAAGACGGGAAGGUCCAUGACGCAGACUAUGAAAGGUUGAGGAGAUACAAGGAGCAAUUCGUCAACAUAAUUCAUGAAUAUUUCCUCUCUGACGACAUCCCGGAAUUGAUCCGGAGCCUGGAGGAUCUCAAUGCGCCGGAGUACAACCCAGUCUUUCUGAAGAGGCUGGUUACCCUUGCAAUGGAUAGAAAGAACAAAGAGAAAGAAAUGGCAUCAGUUCUGUUAUCCGCACUCCACAUUGAGCUCUUCUCAACAGAAGACAUAGUCAACGGUUUUGUGAUGCUUCUGGAAUCUGCAGAUGACACCGCCCUCGACAUCUUAGACGCAUCAAACGAGUUGGCCCUUUUCCUGGCGAGGGCAGUGGUCGACGAUGUCCUUGCCCCGCUGAAUUUGGAAGAGAUCGCUGGCAGGUUGGAGCCGAACAGCAGUGGGAGCGAGACAGUCCGCAUGGCUCAAUCUCUGAUCUCUGCACGCCACGCUGGGGAGAGGAUCCUGAGGUGCUGGGGAGGCGGGACCGGUUGGGCCGUGGAGGACGCUAAGGACAAGAUCAUGAAGCUCCUCGAGGAGUUUGAAAGCGGGGGUGUAAUUAGUGAGGCUUGUCAAUGCAUACGCGAUCUCGACAUGCCCUUCUUCAACCACGAGGUGGUCAAGAAAGCUUUGGUUAUGGCUAUGGAGAAGAAGAAUGAUGGGAUGUUGGACCUGCUACAGGCGUGCUUUGAUGAGGGUCUGAUCACCAUCAAUCAGAUGACAAAGGGAUUUGGGAGGAUCCAGGAUGGGCUGGAUGAUCUGGCACUGGACAUUCCUAACGCAAAGGAGAAGUUUGAGUUUUACGUGAGCAGUGCCAAAGGAAGAGGAUGGCUCUUGCCUGUCUUCUGAUGUUGCUCGGCACCCCCCUUUUGUGUCUGAUUUGCUGGUGGGAUGAAUGCAGUUGGCUUCCUUCUCUUCCAUUCCGGUGUUUUUUUUUUAUCUGAUGGAGAUUUGAUAGAUGUAGAAAAGAAGUACGGACUUGUUGUUCAUUCCUUCUUUUGGGACAUUUCCUAUGAGAGGACUAGAGGAGGCAUCACACUACAUUUCUUUGUUCUCGUGCAUAUGGAUUAGCUCUAGUGAGACAUGAGCUCUCAUGUCUUUUGCAAUCACCUUUUGGUGUCCUUGCUUCUUUGCUCCCGUAGUCCCGUGUGUGAUGACAACUUAUGGUUUACCCCAUCCCCCGCUCAAUAAUCCGUCUGUUCAUGGCUAUUGAAUGCGUGUUGCAGAUAUAGCUUUGAUUUUAUACAUGUGCUCUUUUUUGUUAGCGGCUGCAUGCAUGUGCUUUUUUCUUUCAUGGAUUUUUUUUUCUGAAAAAUUUAGCUGUUGUUUUGAAACAAUAGGAUUGAAUGGAAAAUGCUACGUGCAGUAACAUACAAACAUAUAAAAAUACUUGCAAACAUAUGUAAACGUGAUGUGAUGUGUUAACUAAUGUGGUGUUGCCACAUCCUUUUUGUAAGAGCUUUU
Messenger RNA from Cuscuta epithymum, 3055 nucleotides. NCBI's taxonomy places the organism in Eukaryota, Viridiplantae, Streptophyta, Magnoliopsida, Solanales, Convolvulaceae. The record is from the annotation of a GenBank genome assembly.